Molecule: messenger RNA, 5749 nt
Organism: Paramuricea clavata
Lineage: Eukaryota; Metazoa; Cnidaria; Anthozoa; Malacalcyonacea; Plexauridae
Source: the annotation of a GenBank genome assembly
UAUUAAUGGUCUUUUGAUUUAUGUCUUUGUAGUAACAUGCGCACAAUGAUUUUAAAUGCUGCUUGUUCCUUCGGUCAUGAAAAGUCGAUUGUAAAGGCAAAGAAAUUAUUCACAGAAUAUCUAAACAGGUAUAUAAAAUAAAUACGGAAUAUUUGGAAUAAUAGAUCCACAUUCUAAAAUGAAUAAAACACCCAGCUUUAAAGCCUGAUUCCACGAGCAAUCGGCGGAAAUACAUGCUCUAAAUGACAUGCGAAGAGUGACCGUAAAAUAUUUCACGUUCAUUUUGGUCCUCCACCUCAUUUCCCCCUUACUCAUGCAUUAUCCAUUAUUGAAGUGUUUUCUAUAUAAAAAAAGUAAAUACAUAGUAAAAUUUACAAUUUUACGAUCUAUUUCACGGCGAGUUAAAGUCUGAACAGGCUGACACAAUCAUCACGGAUACAUGCAUGACGCAUCGUAUACCGCGGAGUGUAUAUAUAGUCCGUCAAAUUCCAACAGCUGAGCUCAAGACAAACGUUUUAAGAUGAUGAGACACAUAAAACUGCACUGUGUGUGUACCUAUAUUCCCGCAUAGAUCGAGUUAUGCCAUUCAUGAAGUUUUUUGAAGGGUGCGGAAAUUAUUCAAACCGAGAUCUUCAUAAAAAUAAACCUCACAGUGGUGCGCUAUAAAAGAUGACCCUGGGGACGAGGUUGCAUAAGCGUUUACAUCUGACUGGUUUACUUUGGUGCUCACCAUGCAUAUAAUAACAUAUUGAUAUAUAAUAGUACAAUAAUUUUGAAUUACGAAUCCCCAAUAGUUGAUUCGUCCUUACUUACCCUAACACCAAGUGACCAAACUGACUCUACACUGAAUUAACUAGUUACAGUGGUGGAUCGAGCGCCGAAGGCGCGAGAUUUCUAGGGUGGUCCGGGGGCGUACUCCCCCGGAAAAUUUUUAAAAUUUGGGUCUCUGAAAUGGCAUUUCCAGCAUUCUGAGAAAACAUUCUGGAAAAUUUUUAGGUUCUCAAAACAUUUAAAAAUUCAGAAUAUUUAAUAUUGGCUAUUCCGCUAUUGUCAACUAGUGAUACGCAACUGAAUUGGUUAACAUAAGUUGGUUAGAAUUAGGAUAAACGUCAUUUUUGCACCCCCCAUGCACCCCUGUUGACCAGAGCCUGGGGGGGGGGGUGCGCAGUCCCCCCCCCUAAAUCUACCACUGACUAGUUACGACUCAACAUUUAUAAUUAUCGGCUUGGAAAACAUGCUGUCGACUCGGACAAACGACAUUUAAAUUUGUCAACUCGUCAACCAAAUUGUUGACUCAACCAUCAUACUCAGGGUCGUUCUUGGUGGGGGCGCUGGGAGGGGGGAGGGACAGGGGUGGAUGUGGUGCGUGACCGUUGAUCAAAUUUAGAGCAUUUUCUCACCCUCGUGCGGGCUCGUAUUAUCAGCUGACAUCUUACACAAAAUUGCCAGCUUUGUAUAAAAUACAAACCUUUCAAUUUUUCACCGCAAGUCCGCUGGAAAUACUGGGAGAAAAUUUGCUGAAUAUGACCAGCGUUGUGUGGAUCUAAAAGUUAUAUGUGCAGGGAUUUUUCCUAUUGUUGGAACGGGUGUAGGGGGGUGGGGGAGGGGAAAGGGGGGCUCUGUGGGGCGCAGCCCUCUUUGUUAAUAUUUUCUAUCGGUUUAAGGGCGAGUUUAAGGGGGUGGGGGACUGAGCUAACCUAAAAGUUUUAUCCAAUUUAAUAAGAUUUGGCAUUAUUGUUAGGCUAAACUACAAUUAUUCCAUGCAAUUUAUUUCUGUUAAAGGGCCCAGGGCCCCUUCAGUUUCGCGGCCCCCAACUAUGGGAUAUAUAAUUAUUAAUAGAAAAGUAUUUAUUCAUAUAUGUGGCCUGCACUCAUACGAAUAUCAUUCAUUGUAGUGGAAGCGAACUUGAUGUUGACUUAAGAAAAGUGAUCUACUAUCAUGGAAUAGCAAACACUGGAAUCAAGGAAUGGCAGAAGUUGUUUGAGAUACAUCAAUAUUCAACCGUUGCUUCAGAGCGGCGUCAACUUUUGCAUGGACUGUCAGCAUCAAAGGAACCUACAAUCUUACUAAAGUAUGUUCAAGACACUAUUACCUGUUUUUUUAAAAUAAAUUAGUCACUGCAUGUGUGUUAUAUGUUCUGAUUGCAUAUUCAUCAACAUUACGUAUAUAUAUAGACAGUUUGUUGCUCUGUUUUCUAACCAAAGCCGUUUCGACGUUAUACGAUUUUUAUCACAACACGAUUUAUCAAUUCAACGCAUGAGUCACGUGAUUACUGGUCGACACAAUAUUACUGGUCGACACAAAUUUCGAUACCAUAGACGCCCCCUGGGAGAUGGCCCGAACAUCAUACCGCUGCAUGUGCAUAUUAGGCAUACAGCUCAGUUACGACCACUACAUAUAUAAAUGCCCGUGUUUUCUGCAAAGAACUGGCAAAUAAGGGACCGGUCAUUAUUUAUGGCGGGGGGUGGCACCGAAGAGAAAAGGGUUGGGUAAAUAUAAUUUUGAGUGAGUAAAAGGUUGGGUAAAUGAAAAAGAAAACAACUCAAGGGUUGGGUAACAAAAAAAUAUUGUCAUUUCCAAAGCAUGACUCACUGAAAUAUUGGAGACCAAAAAGCACUGUCAACAGUCAGAUGUCAAUAUAAUAUGUGAACCAAUCAUAGUCACUAUCUUGAUAAUUUUCCGAUAUAUGUUGAGAGACAGAUGGUGUCUCCAAAGAAAGUACAUGUGCAGACAACAUGAAACUUUAGACUGCAGAAAUUUGCACAAGCAGUUAUCAAACUCAUGUCACAGAAGUGGUAAAGGACAUGUGUGACAACUGAAUGGUAUCCGUUUGUAAGUACCAUUAAUACCGUAAGUUUUUGGCCAGGGUGAGUAUUUAUUUUUUAAUCGAUAUUUUAGGUUGGGUAAUCAAUUUUUUUGCUUUUUAAUGGUUGGGUCAGCACAAUAUUUGCCGCAAAAAACAUUUCUCUUUGGUGCCACCCUCCACCAUAAAUAAUGACCGGUCCCUAAGAUCCAAGUCGCAUCAAAGCAAAAACCGUUAUACUUUACAAUUAGCUAGAGGUUUAACAGACCACGAAUAGUGAACAACUGAACUACAGAACUCUAACUUAACACCAAAUGGCAAAAUUUUAAUUUUAACCAGAGCGGAUCUCGUAUUGUGCAUAGUGACGUCACAAAUACACGAAGAAUAGGCACCUAAAAAACCGUUCUUUUAUAUCUAUACAGGUUGUUAAACUUUUCCAUUGACGAAAGCAAGAUUCGUUCCCAGAACACAGUUACAGUUAUAAAUUCUGUUGCUCAAAAUCCCAUUGGACAAAGUCUUGCUUGGAAGUUUCUCACGCAAAAUUGGAAGGUGUUUUACGAAAGGUGCAUACUAAUUCAAAAUAUUAUGUUUAAUUUUAAAUAUCUCGUAAUUGGCGUAAAUGUUUUAUCAUGCACCCUGGAGUGUGCGCAUCGUUUGUGUGUUUUUCGAAACACUUUCUUGUCUAGCCCAUUUAUCAUUAUAGUUAGUUUAGACCUAUCUCGUACUGAAGAAAUCAGUUUGCCAUUUUGGUCACGUGGUGAUCUUUCAGAAUCAACGUUAACGAUUACAGUGGGUGGAUAUUAACAAAUUUUUAUCCAUAUCGUAACAGGACUGAAGUACUAUAGCACUAGUUAUAUUAUUAGCACUGAUGAAGAUCCGGGCUUACGGAUCGAAAGCUUUGCAGUAAUAUUAAAAUUUACGUGGUGUUUCCAAAAACAAAAGUAUUAUAUGUUCUAUAUCGCCUGCAUGUAAACCUACAAAGAACUUAGGACUGAAGUGUUGAUGGUAAAUUUGGUAAUAUGAUGUAUCGUUCAGAUAUACUUCAAAUUCAACAGGAUCAGUUGAGUUUUUAGUCCUCGCAGUUGAUUUCAAUCUUCAGGGUUACAGCUCGGAGCAGAAUGCAGUUCUCUGAACUACACUUUUCUAGACUGGAUUUAUUAUUUCUGCCCAACCAUGCAUGUGCACCAUGUGGGAUAUGGUCUUGUUGAAGAUCUCUUUCUUGCUGUCAGAUAAUCUCAAUCAAAUUUCAAGCUAGUUAAUUGCAAAGACUAAACCCGCAAAGAAUACUGUUGAAUUUAAAGUAAUUUGAACUAUACUGUACACAUGGUGUCUUCCAUGAAGUAUUAUUUUAAUAUUGACCGUAAUGUACUCAAUGGAUGUCGAGAGCUCGAAAAAAUGUUCGACCAAAUUUAAAAGUUUCCGAUCAAAUUUCAUUGUGGUCGGACAUUUUUUCCGGUAUUUCCCGAAUAUGCCAGGUGCCUGUGUGCAGAGGUGCCUGUAUUAGAGGAGUUUCUGUAUUAGAGAGGUGCCAUAAUUUAUCCGAAAAAAUAAUGGCGCGGCUAACAUAAUUGCUAUUAUUCGUAUAAAAUCAAAUUCAGAAUACUCCAAAAUCACAUUAAAAAUGUGUUCUCAUAUAGGUACAGCAAAACAAGUUUCCAAUUAGCAAGGCUGAUCUCGUCGACAACGUCAAUGAUGAACACCAAAAAUGAAUUACAAAAGGUUAGUACUGUACUAAGGCUUGGACUUUUCGUGGAAAACCAAAUAUAGUUUGAAAUCGUGUGAAUGAAGCACAAAUUUCGAUUUUCCACCACGACGCACUCCAUAAAUUCAAAAACAGUCUCAGUCACCGGUAGUGAUAAAGAUUUUUAUUUAGACGACGUUCACACUGUCGCAGGAGCGAAAUAAAUCACGCCACGUUAAAUUUAGGUCUGUUCACACUAAGAUGUAAGUCGUUAGAGUUUCGAUACGGUUUCGCAAAACGGGCUCAAAUAGUGAGAAAAAUACCCGAAUCAAAAUAUUUUUAAAAUAUACUACUAAAGUAGAGCAAAAUAAAUUUCAUCUCGUUCUGUUUGGAAACCGUUCCUAACGUACUGUACAGCAAAAGUGACGCUUUCAAAUAAUUUCGCUUCCGCGUAGUGUAAACGCGACGGCUAUGACUUUUCUGCGCCUGUUUAUUACCUUAGUUCUUUGAAUUACUCCAAUUAUCGAUCGUCUAGAAGGACCACUGAAAUAUAAAUUCAAAAGUAAAGUCUAUUUACGUAUAUGCCUUGGGCCCCAGCUCAAUGCGACUUACCACCGUACGCGCGUGCAAUUCCCUCUGAAACUAUCUUAAAUUAACUCGUGGUUUGUAUAAAUGAUCUUCAUUUAAUAGGUGAAAGAUUUCUUUCACGGCAGAGACAAGGGUUCAGGUACAAAGGCGGUAGAUAUAUCAAUUGAACGCAUUGUGGCAAAUAUAAAUUGGAUGGAAAGAAGUCCGCAACAGAUAAAACGAUAUUUAGAUGGCUACGAAUACAAAACAUAAUAUUAUAACAUCCAUAUAGUCAUAGAAUUCUUAUCAUGAAUCUUUUAUCCUAGCGACAGAAGUAGGUUAUGAGCAGUUGAACACAAACUUAUGGCAAGAUGCAGGACGUUUUAGAAGCAUAUACAAGCAGAGGCUGCGGAAGCACCUCGAAAGUAGGAGGGCACUUGAGUCAGCAAACAUUCUAAAUAUGUUAGAUGUGUUCUUAGAAGGUCUAUCUCUGUUUGGAUAUAUGCAUUAUACAACCUCGGAUGUUAUACAUAUUCUCUAACAGCUCUGCGUCCUAAACUGAACAUGAACACAUUAAUCACAAAUUUACCAAAAAAUCUAUAACAAAUUGUCUUUAGCAAUCAGGUUUGUCUUAAUUGAGGGUCUUAUGGGGGUCUUUGGGUGUCAGUUGUCAGCUAAAAUUUAAGCCAGUUGUCAG